Malus domestica (apple) is the source of this 611-nucleotide messenger RNA. RefSeq names its product small acidic protein 1. Lineage: Eukaryota; Viridiplantae; Streptophyta; Magnoliopsida; Rosales; Rosaceae. The record is from RefSeq and is a predicted model, not a curated record.
AUUUCGUCGAUAAAACCAAAAGGCGAGCACUCCUGCAGAGAGCCAAAACGUGAGGCGCUCAAUAGCUUCCGCGAGACGGAGACAAUUCCGAGUGAUGAGGCCGACGGCGAUGGACUUCUUCAGCGACAUGGACGAUCAGGGCUCCACCAUGGCCAUGGACGUCGACGACGUUGACACACUCGAGGCCUUCGGCGAGGGCGUCAUGAGCGAGAGCAAGCUGGCCGACUCCGAUUUCUUCAACUCCUUCCAGGACGAUUUCGAUGACACCGACAUCAACUGAACCAGCAAGCCAGAUCGUCUUCUCCGUCGUAGGCAUGGAAUGGUUUGAUAUGAUUUGCUCUGUUUUCUAUUUGAGGAUUUAGGGUUUGGAAUUUUAGUAUGUGUUUUUGCAGUCUGUGAUUGUUCUGUGGAAUGAUUGAUGGGUUAAUCUCUGUGUGAUUUGCUGAUAAAUCAGUCCAUACCCGAAGGUAAUCGGUUGAUUAUGUCUGUUGAUAUGAAUUAUCUGUUUAGAGUUUGUUAGUUUUCUUUCCGUUAUUGGGGCUUUUGCGUAUGGUGCCAUUUUUUUGGUUGUUUGGAAUUGUGAGGAAUAGGAAAAGAGUAGUAGUUGUGUA